Molecule: messenger RNA, 312 nt
Organism: Lodderomyces beijingensis
Lineage: Eukaryota; Fungi; Ascomycota; Pichiomycetes; Serinales; Debaryomycetaceae
Source: the annotation of a GenBank genome assembly
AUGAUCAGACAAGUCGCACUUACUGCCAGGAGUCCAAACUUGGCCCGCAAUUAUACCACGUUGAGAGAAACAUGGCAGAGCACCAAGACGCCCCUCAAGCGCGCCGCCAUGAAGUUGAACAGACGCACGGGCGAGUUUCUAGCGGAGGGCAUCAACUUGGCGCAGCAUCCUGAGCGCGCGGCCCAUUUGCGCAGCGACUAUGCUGCAAAGAAGAGAGUCGCUGACAACAUCGGCCGCGGCAACUAUACUUCGUUGCAGAACAAGGGCAAGCUCGUUGAGAGCGAGCAGUGCCGCGCCGAUGACGGAUUGUGA